AUGUUACUUAUUCUGUGCUUCUGGAAAGACGGUGUAAUCUCUGUGCAGCUUUGCACAUCCAAUGCCUGUUACGGUCUGUCAGUCGAAAGACCGGACCUCCUGCUUGUUGGAACGGUCACAAUAGAUGUUGUGGAUGAUGGCUCGCGGCCAGCGGUAGGUGUGGCUGGUCCGGAUGCUGACCUAUCGGUGUUUGAGGGCCACGAACUCCACGUUGUGCCCGCAGCGUCAACAUUGACAUUUGAGCACACUUACACCUGGUUUGGGCAUCAGAGGAAAUUGCGAGUGACAGCCAACCCCAACGUCACGCUGUCCAGGUCCCAUGUGCCGCGGCACUGUCAACGUGCACGCACGGUCAUUUUAGGACCGCUGACUCAGCAUGAGCUGGAUGCCGCCUCUUUCCUCGAGUAUGAUGGGCUGUGGGACCAGCUUUACCGCGGCAGACAGCACAUUGGGCUCAUGGCGCAGGGCUAUCAGCGCCGCCUCGGGCCAGACGGCCGCGUUCUACCGCUGCUGACGCCAUCGCCGCAGCUGCUGAUAGCUGUGCUUUGGGGUUAUAAUGCAAUGCAGGCCGGUUUGGGGCGAUGGCAGCGAGUUUCACUGUUCCUAUCGGACGUGGAAACGGACCCUUGGAGUGAAGACUGGUUGGGCCUGGUGGUGAGCCGUGCCGAGCGUGUGAUCAUAACACGGGGUAGCCAGGGUGCCACCGAGUACAACGACACCGGUGUGCAUACCAUCGAUAUUGUCCCGGUGGAUAAGGUACGGGACACUAACGGCGCCGGCGACACCUUUGCAACAGGGUACAUGUUGGCCCUUUCACGGGGUCUCAAUGACCCCGGCCACCACGCCGCCUGGGCUGCCAGCCGAGCCGUGAUGCAGGCGCAGUCGUGUAAGCCUCAGUGUGCGGCCGACCUCAUUGAGGGGCAUGUGCCGGCUUGGAGCGCGGCCGACCGUGCCGGGGCCGCGCUUCGUGCACUGUCACAUAGUGCGGAGGGCGUUGUGAACCUACUAAUGAGGGACGGAGUCGCAGCACUCAUACACCUCCGCAAGCUGUCGCAAGGGUCGCUGUCGAAAGCGCUCGCACGCGCGUCAGAUACGAGACUGGCGAGCGGGAAAGGCGAGGGUUGA
Volvox carteri f. nagariensis is the source of this 1125-nucleotide messenger RNA. RefSeq lists its product as uncharacterized. The transcript has 7 exons. Lineage: Eukaryota; Viridiplantae; Chlorophyta; Chlorophyceae; Chlamydomonadales; Volvocaceae. Bases 1 to 1125 code for a protein of 374 amino acids. The record is from RefSeq and is a predicted model, not a curated record.